Protopterus annectens (West African lungfish) is the source of this 4400-nucleotide messenger RNA. RefSeq names its product zinc fingers and homeoboxes 2 (gene ZHX2). Gene Ontology annotation, biological process: regulation of transcription by RNA polymerase II. The transcript is spliced from 3 exons. Lineage: Eukaryota; Metazoa; Chordata; Ceratodontiformes; Protopteridae. Gene Ontology annotation, cellular component: nucleus. The coding region runs from base 383 to 2887 and encodes 834 amino acids. Gene Ontology annotation, molecular function: DNA binding; DNA-binding transcription factor activity, RNA polymerase II-specific. The record is from RefSeq and is a predicted model, not a curated record.
GCGCGUAGCGGUUCUGUGAGACAUUCUCUAAAGAUGUUUUCACUAAAACAUUGCGAAAUCUGAAGCAGACUAAGGGUUUUGAUGUUUUACAUAGAAUCUAGUAAAGGUUAUAAGGCAGUUAAAGUGUGGGACGAAGCGGAACUUGUACGUUAAAGUGCUGAUGCAGUUUAAGAAUCUGGCUGCAACCACAAAUGGGAAUUCGGGCAGUCUUUACAGCUACUUGGACGAAUGAUCCCGGUGCAUUUUGCUUGGAUGUCGUAGUUUACCAGAUGAUGCUGGGAUACAUCUUUCUGGGAGAGUCCUAGCUGUUUCACUCUAUUCGUUGAAAAGGUGUGGUUCAAAAGGAAGUCAUAUAUAUGAAUACAUUUCAUAAAACUUUAGUAUGGCUAGUAAAAGAAAGUCCACAGUUCCAUGCAUGGUCCGUGCUGCUGACGUGAGGGAACAUGAAGAUCAAGAUGAAGGUGAACUCCUGGUAGAAAUGAAAAAUGGUUCUCAACUGAUGUGCAAACAAUGGACUUCAAAUCCAGACGGUGUUAAAAAUCUCUGUGAAGUGCUUGAAGAGAAAGUGUCUGACAGUCCCCAUUCACAGAAACCCCAUGGGGGUUAUGAAUGUAAAUACUGCCCUUUUACAUGUGCAACUCUAAAAGAGUUUACAGAACAUGUUGACACCCAACACCCAAAUGUUAUACUGAACCCACUGUAUGUUUGCGCUGUUUGUAACUUUAUAACAAAAAAAUAUGAUAUGUUAGCUGAUCACAAUUCGAAAUGUCAUAGAGGAGAAUGCAACCUAAAACUUAAACUAAUUAAGAGCAAUAAUCAGACUGUUUUGGAACAGACCAUUGAGGAAGUUGAUAAGGCUGUUUUAGCUAGAACUGUCAAUACUGCAACAGUAGAAAAGAAUAGCUCCUCUUUGUCUGGAGGUGUGCCUAAUAAUGUGACUGAUGUGAAAAUGGAAGCAGCAAAAACUGGGACCGAGAUAUUGCAUCAGAAGGGAGAAAAAACAGUCUUAAAAAAGCAAAUAGAAGAACUUGCUAACAUUGUUGCAUCCGUUGGUAAUGGAAGGGAAAUUGUUAAAGAUUCAUUGCUACAGGAGGGAGCAACUCAUGUAAUGCCCUCAGUUCAACUUCCACCAAAUAUAAAUUUGGUUCCAAAGGUCCCAGUCCCUCUGAAUACCACAAAAUAUAAUACUGCACUAGACACUAAUGCUGUUUUAAUCAGUUCCUUCAUCAAAUUUCCAUAUCCUACACAAGCAGAGCUGUCUCGGUUAACAGUUUCCUCCAGGCACCCUGAGGAACAAAUCCGAAUAUGGUUUGCAACACAGCGUCUAAAACAUGGAAUAAGUUGGUCACCAGAAGAGGUAGAAGAAGCACGAAAGAAAAUGUUUAAUGGCACUAUUCAGCAACUACCACAAACUAUUACAGUCCUACCAGCACAAUUUACAGCAGCUACUACAGUCUCACAGCCUCUUCUACAGACAACUGUACCAUGUCAGAUAAUUGGCCAGCCUGGCUUAGUUUUAACCCAAAUACCAAAGGGACCAUCAGUGACCUGCACCCCUGUCACACUUGCUGUUGGUAGCAGCACUGGCCAUGCUCAUAAGCGUCCAUUGCAAAACUCACAUAGUGCAACAGAAGCAAAGCAACUAAAAUUAUUAAAUGUUUCUGUGAAAGACCCGGUCCCCAGUUCAGUAGCUGCAGGCCUGUUACAUGAACGCAAAAAGACCAAGGGACAAAUAGCAGCAUUGAAGAGUAGUUUUAUGAGAUCCCAUUUUCCAGCUGAUGAAGAAAUCUAUAGGUUAAUAGAAGUCACUGGACUUCCAAGGAGUGACAUUAAAAAGUGGUUUAGUGAUAAUAGGUAUAGAACUCAGAGAGGCGUUAUAAAUAUUACAAGUGAGUCUGUAGCUCCAUUAGGUGCAAAUUACAGUCAGUCACAUAACUUUUAUGACAUAUCACCUCACAAAUUCAAAGGAAAAAAUGCAGAACAACUUAAAAUUCUAGAGAACAGUUUUCUUACAAAUUCUUUCCCACCUGAAAGUGAGAUUGAUAGACUGAGAGUAGAGGCUAAAUUAACCAGAAGAGAAAUUGAUUCUUGGUUUGCUGAGAGGAGACAAUUAAAGGAAAACACAGAACAAGCUAGUUUUGAUAUCACAAAUGUAGACAGCAGUGACAGUGAACAAAAGACACCUAAUGGAUCCAUAGUUGAAGGUGGAGAGAUCUCUAGCUCCCCAUUAUCCAGUCCAUUGCCCUUUAGUAUACCCAGUUCUUCUAGUAUAGCAAUUAAGAAAACAGAUCAGCAGCUUCAUUUUCUAAAAAGUAUGUUUAUACGGACGCAGUGGCCAUCACCAGAAGAGUAUGACCAGUUGGCAGAAAAGACAGGGCUUGUUCGAACUGAAAUUGUGCGCUGGUUCAAAGACAAUCGAUUAGCUCUAAAGAAUGGAAGCUUAAAAUGGUUUGAGCAAUACCAGAAGCAAAAUUCAGAUAGACUCCUAGAUGAGGCUGAAAACAAGGGACCAGUUGAAACAGCUGUUCCUUUCAGCACUGGAGCAACUGUUCUUGAAGAGUAUUACAGACAGCACAAAGAAUUAAGGGAAGAAGACUUGGAAAAAUUAGCUGAGAUUUCCAGACUGAACUGUGAGCAGAUCAGAGAGUGGUUCACAAAACAAGAAACUAAGAGCAGAGGUGAUCAAGACAAAAAAGGGAAUGCAGAUGCAGACGGGGAUGACUUUACUGUUGAGGAUAGAGACUGUGAAGUUGAUGGAGCUGAUGAUAAUAAUAAUGAUUAUAUGUCUCACUACACAAAUACUAUGAGUCAGACAGUCCAAGGAAGCCCCCCACAACUGGCAGAAUAUGAUUCUGAAGGAAUGGUUGCAGAUAUUUCUUUCAUUUAGCAGGAGAUAAUGCAGCUGGCUUGAGAGAACAUGAAGUUUGCUUUGAUUAUAAUUUGUCUGCUGAUACCGAGAAGUACAGUAACUUGUGAACUUUGUGGCUCAGAAUCACAUUUAAUCUACGAAGGUGGAUGUCUCAUUGAACUGAUCAUCAGCUUGAAACUGUCCAUAGUGCCAAAGUUCUGCUACUAUGUUCCAACUUUCUGAAGUACGUCUGUAAAUACGUCAUUUCCACUGUACUGGAACUUCGUACAGUGUGGGACUUUUGUUACCUUUACAGUUUGUGUGAUGUUUUUCUGCAAGUCCUGCAGAGCAGCAUGUUCUUUUUAAGUUUAACAACCAAAAUAUAAAUCUAAGAUACAUUCUCAGCUAUUUCAAAUUUAUUUUUGAUGGUAUGAACAUUUUUUAUGAACUGGAAAGCAUUUUCUGCUAAGUUUAUGCUAGCAGUAUUUUAAUGGAUGUCUUUAAAAAUAGUAAAGCCAUCCACAAACCAGAAUGUAACCAGUAGCACCAUGUCUAAAUCAGUUUUUUAAUGGUGUAGAUGCUCAUAUUCUUUUCUUUCAUUAGCCAGGGAAAAUUUACUGGAUACAAGUGUCCCUUUCCAGGGAAGACCCAGGAGCACUGUCUGGCUAAGUUCAGUCAUGCAAUAGCAAAUGGAAGGUAAGGGAAUCAUACCCGACCACAAGAAACCGCUUAACAACUCAUAGCCUUAAACCUUUGCACUGCCAUAACUCCUCUGAGCAAUGUGACCUGUCUUUACUUUGUCAGUGCUAGGUUUGUUUUCUCAUGAACUGCUAUGCAGCACAUAACUGUUAAUGUUGCUGGUCAUUGUUGCUGUUUUCACUUAACUAAUGUACAGUGCCGCGGCUGCAUUUUGAAGAAUAAUUAAUGGUGAAAAAAGGCAUGUUAACAUCAGAAAAUAAGAGGUUUUUAGAACUGGUGGAGACAUGACAUCCAAAUGAGCCUAGAUUUGCUUUAUUUAUCUACCUGUUCAAUUUCUAAUUAAUGUCAAUAAGGUAAGCAAUUUUUUUUAAUGGUUGCGUAUAUUAGAUUUUAUCCCUUACGAUAGACUGAAGUAUUUUGCUGGUAAAAUCAGAUGCCACCUCAUGUUUAAGAUACACCCUAUGUAGAUUAGCUAACACUGGCAUCUGCCACUCCGAAACACAGUGGGGUACAGGAUAUCAAAGGUUUGUCACAUAUGAUAUUUGUAAAACCGAAAAUUUACUUUUUUAUUUUCUUAACCGUUGAAUCCACUUAAUUUUUUCAGUGAACCUAGAAACUGACAAUAACAUAAUGUUUGAUAUGUGAUUUUAGUAUUACGCAAAUCUGUGCUGGUACUUUUUUAAAACUGUCCUAUUUUUGAAAAAAAAAUCAAGUUUGCUGUAUUAGUAGCUAUGUUUAGAAAGCACCCUUAUCUGAAUAUACUGCACAAAUUGUGUAGAUGGGGAAUGUAAAUACAUUUUCUAACCUGUUCUUUAUUGUGUUGUACUUCAAUAAAAAACGAGAGCACAGCUUA